GUCAAAACAAUUUUGAAUAGGCUUGUUUUGCAUAUUUUUCAUGAUUUUUAAAACAAUUUAAAUAAUAGUUAAAGAUGACUGCUCCUAUGGAAAGAAUUCAAGUUUUAGACUCUAUAGAAAAAGACAUAAUUACCUGUUUAAAUAGCGCAGGACAAGUGUUCUCUGAGCUAAGUAAGGAAAAAUCUAGUUUAAAACAGGCAGAAAAUCAUACUCAAACGUUCCUCAAAACAUUAGGAUCAGUAGAAAACAAGUUAACCGAUCAAAUUAAUUACUUGACUCAAGUUUCUACAGGACAGCCACAUGAAGGUUCUGGAUACGCAUCUCAAAAAGUGCUGCAAAUGGCUUGGCAUAGAUUAGAGCAUGCCAGGUCGAGAGUAAACGAACUAGAAAAAAUUAAGUUUAAACAUCUACAAGGACGUACAGCUCAGCCGCAGCGAUUGCAGACUCAAACACAACUACAGUCCGGGGCUAGUCUGUCCAAUACAGCAAUGAACGUGCCUCAAAUUCAGUCUCAAUCUACCUGACAGUUGACUGAAAUGUAUAAAGAAUUAAUAUUUCGGAUGUUAGAAUAUCAAAUGUGUAGUGAAAGCACAAACAGGGCGGGAAAUAAUUGAAAUAGUCAAUAACAGCAUUGUAUAGACAGUAUUAAUAAUUAUGUGGAAAAUUUAGCAAGUAAAGGUUUUUAACAAAAUAGUGCAUCUGCACCUCUUGUACCCUAAAAUAUAAGAAACAAAAAAUAUGUACCUAUUUACCGUGUAAAUAUAUUUUUCAGCUUAAAUACUGUGUCAUUUCUUUCUCGACAAAAACUUUAUUUGACUAAAACUUAUUUAAUAUAACUAUAUUAUUUAGACUUGAUUUUGUCAUGCAUGAUUUAUCUUUAUCAUUUACAGUGGACCAAUUAGCUAAAAAAAAAAAAAUUAAACCAAGCUUAGUCUGAUUUAUUUUUGGAUAUAUGGAGGUGCUGGAUUCAGUUCAUCAAUUUCCAAGUCUAAGGAAAGAUUUU
Molecule: messenger RNA, 1003 nt
Organism: Sitophilus oryzae (rice weevil)
Lineage: Eukaryota; Metazoa; Arthropoda; Insecta; Coleoptera; Curculionidae
Gene: MED11
Product: mediator of RNA polymerase II transcription subunit 11
Exons: 3
Coding region: 75-524 (149 amino acids)
Biological process (GO): regulation of transcription by RNA polymerase II
Cellular component (GO): mediator complex
Molecular function (GO): transcription coregulator activity
Source: RefSeq, a predicted model, not a curated record